Dendrobium catenatum is the source of this 1637-nucleotide messenger RNA. RefSeq names its product alpha-1,3-mannosyl-glycoprotein 2-beta-N-acetylglucosaminyltransferase-like. The transcript is spliced from 15 exons. NCBI's taxonomy places the organism in Eukaryota, Viridiplantae, Streptophyta, Magnoliopsida, Asparagales, Orchidaceae. Gene Ontology annotation, cellular component: Golgi apparatus. The coding region runs from base 171 to 1319 and encodes 382 amino acids. The record is from RefSeq and is a predicted model, not a curated record. Gene Ontology annotation, molecular function: alpha-1,3-mannosylglycoprotein 2-beta-N-acetylglucosaminyltransferase activity.
UCCGAGCAGUCGCAGACUCGCAGAAAACCUAAAAAGGCAAUGCUCCGGAAUUUUAUGUCCGACGACUUUUCACGGAACAGUGGAACACGGUGUCUGAAGCAGCGAAGGGACGGUGACUGUGAAGGCGAUUCCUAGGUUAGGGUGGUGAUCUUCCUUAGCAUCACCGUUUAAUGGCUAGGAAAAUUUGCAAUGUUGGUUUUCUGAUAUUUGCCGCCGCGGCCAUAUUUAUAUUAAUCCAGAUUCGACUUUUUUCAACACAAUCUAGAUAUGCAGAUCGCUUGGCUACCAAGGAGCCCUUCGCAGCUGUUGUAAUAAUGGCUUGCAACCGCCCAGACUAUCUUGAAAGGACAAUUGAAUCUGUCCUGAAAUAUCAGAGGUCAGUACCUUCAAAAUUUCCCAUUUUUGUAUCUCAGGAUGGAACUAAUCCAGAUGUUAAAAGCAAAGCUUUGAGUUACAAUCAGAUAGGACAUAUGCAGCACUUGGAUCUUCAACCCGUGAACCCUGAGAGACCUGGUGAAAUAAUUGCAUACUACAAGAUUGCUAGGCAUUAUAAGUGGGCCUUGGAUGAGUUAUUUCUCAAAAAGAAUUUCAGUCGUGUAAUAGUAUUGGAAGAUGACAUGGAGAUUGCCCCAGAUUUUUUUGAUUAUUUUGAGGCCACGGCCGCUCUACUUGACAAUGAUAAGAGUGUCAUGGCUGUUUCUUCGUGGAAUGAUAAUGGUCAACGUCAGUUUGUGCAUGAUGCUGAGGCCCUUUACCGUUCUGAUUUCUUUCCUGGACUAGGAUGGAUGCUAACAAAAUCCACCUGGGUUGAAUUGUCACCUAAGUGGCCUAAAGCUUAUUGGGAUGACUGGCUGAGACUAAAGGAAGUACAUAAAAAUCGCCAAUUUAUUCGCCCAGAGAUCUGUAGAACAUACAAUUUUGGUGAACAUGGUUCUAGCAUGGGUCAGUUCUUUAAGCAAUAUUUGGAGCCUAUCAAAUUAAAUGAUGCCCAUGUUAACUGGAAGGAAAUGGAUCUGGGUUACUUAACGGAGGGAAAUUUCUUGAAACACUUUGCAAAAAUGGUUGCAGAUGCGAAACCCCUAUAUGGAGCAGAUGUGGUAGGACAGGCUUAUAACAUAGAUGGUGAUGUUAGGAUCAGAUACAGUGAUCAAAGUGAUUUCGAACGAAUUGCACGCCAAUUUAGAAUAUUUGAAGAAUGGAAGGAUGGCAUCCCAAGGACGGCAUACAAAGGUGUUGUUGUCUUUAGGUAUCACUCUUCAAGGCGCAUAUUUCUUAUUGGUCCUGCUUCUCUCAGGCAGCUUGGAAUAGAGAAUAAUUGAGUCUUACCCUACACGAAAUUCUGGAGCUUUACUCUGAUUAUAUUCACAUUGAAGAAAGAAGCCUCAUUUCAAUCCAUUUUUUUAAAUAAGACGGAAAUGAUACCAUGAAAGAUUAAUUUAAUUUUUAUUUAAUGAGUCAAUAGAUCAAAUUGAUUGAUACUUCUAUAUAGUCAGAUUUUUUUGAUCCUUCAUAAAAAGUUAAGGGAUUAAUUUGUUCAUUUAAUGCUAGGUAACAACCAGUCUAUUCCUAAAUAGUAACUGUUAUUGAGAAGACACUGAUGAAAACUAUAUUGAUGCUAUACCAUUGGUUUCUUAGAA